Molecule: messenger RNA, 1002 nt
Organism: Acanthoscelides obtectus
Lineage: Eukaryota; Metazoa; Arthropoda; Insecta; Coleoptera; Chrysomelidae
Source: the annotation of a GenBank genome assembly
AUGCCGAGGAAUUAUAAAAGAAGACUUGGAUCACUCCGUUACGUGGAUUAUGCCCCAGAGAUCCUAGAAGCUGCUCUCAAAAAGAUGGUAGAAGAUGGAUGGUCCCUCCGUCAAGCAUCGGCUGCACAUAAUAUCCCUUUUGGUACCCUUCGGAAUAAGUAUAUGGGAAUCAGAACUCUAAAAUCUGAAGGUCAAACAGUUUUUUCAAAUGCGGAAGAGCUUGCCUUCGUAAAAACAGUAACUAUCUGUUCAGAUUGGGGAUUCCCACUUACGCUUACUGAUUUGCGCUAUAUAGCUAAAAGCUAUCUGGAUAGUCAGGGUCGCAAUAUUGGAAAGUUUAGAGCAAACAUGCCUGGAACAGAUUGGGCUCGUUCUUUCUUACAACGACUUAAGAAAGAUAUUCGCCAAAAAGUUGCAUCGAACAUCAAGAGAGCUCGGGCCAAUGUUUCAAGGGAAGAUAUAGUCCAUUAUUUUGAAAAUUUGAGUGAAACAUUAAAGGACAUCCCAGCUUGUAAUAUAUUCAACUAUGAUGAAACAAAUGUGCAGGAUGAUCCCGGAAAACAAAAAAUGCUGUUUCGGCGCGGCACAAAGUACCCUGAAAGGAUAUGCAACUUUACCAAAACUGCUACUACCAUAAUGAUGUGCGGGUCGGCUUCUGGUGUGCUGCUUCCACCAUACGUUAUUUAUAAGGCUGAGAAAAUGUGGAAGCAGUGGAUUGAGCUCGGUCCCAAGGGCGAGCCUUGCUGCAACAAUAGAUGCUGCAGUGUCGGCUCGCGAUAUAAUCGGACCCAACAUAGAUGGAUGGACGCUCAAACGUUUACAGAUUGGUUUGAAUCAUCUUUCCUUCCUCAUGCAAAAUCUCUUCCUGGUCGGAAAGUGUUAAUUGGAGACCUGUCUUCCCAUUUCACAGAAAGCGUUUUAAGACAGUGUAGAGAAAACGAUGUCGCUUUCGUUUGCCUCCCAAAGUGUUCGACCAAUCUCACUCCAUUAGCCAGCCAUUAG